GUAGCAACGCGGCCCCUCCUCUCAGCCCGGGGAGUGUUUGGAAAGUUCACGGCGUGUUUGUGCGUGUCAGAAAGAGGCGUGGAGGCCGAACCCACUCCGAGGAGCUGCUCAGCCCGCCUGCAGUCUCUGCGCAGCCCGGAGAGUGACAGCAGCCCCUCUGCAGAGGAAGCGUCUGAGUUCAGGAGCCAUGGAAGACGAAGGGUCCCACGCAGAGCCCGGCAGCGUGUCGGUCAGUGUGUCUGGCAGCACCCACACCCUCCCACAGCUGCAGCCCGACAACACGGAGCUGCAGAUCAGCCCGUCCUCCGCCCCCUGCUCCCCGAACCCCACCGGGACCCUGAAGCGGCUCAGCCUGCGGGGGCCCCUGAGCCCCGCCGCGGCCGCCGCGCCCUCCUCGCCCGGCCAGGUGAGCGCCAUCACGGUGGUGGCGCUGCUGGACAAGCUGGUGAACAUGAUGGAGGCGGUGCAGGAGAACCAGCAGAGGAUGGAGCAGCGGCAGUCCGACCUGGAGGGCGCCGUGCGGGUGGUGCAGGGCGACGUGGUGCGCCUCUCCAAGACCCACCUGUCCACCGCAAACAGCGUCAACAAGCUGCUGGAGCGCUCCCGCAAAGUCAACGGCAACGUGAAGGAGGUGAAGGAGCGUCUGGACAGGCAGGCGGUGCAGGUGAGGAAGCUGGAGUCCAACCACAACCACCUGCUGAAGAGGAACAACUUCAAAGUGCUCAUCUUCCAGGAAGACAAUGAGAUCCCUGCCAACGUGGUGGUCUCCCCCAAAACCCCCGUACCGAGCCAGUAUGACGCAGAGUCCACCGUCCAGCCGGCUCCGUCUAUCACAGGAUCUGUGGAAGGCAGCCGCACUCAGGAAGAGAUGCUCCAGAAGAUCAGUCUGUCCUCAGACGACGACCCUGACCUGGCGUGCGCUGCGUCCCAACGAGACGAGGGCGACUCCCUGGAGUACGACGUCUCCCCCAUCAAAUUCGAAAGAAGGUCUGACCGGUUCAAACGCUCCAGUCUGAAGAAGGUCGACAGCUUAAAAAAGGCCUUCACUCAAGCCAAGAUCGGCGAGAAGGUAAACCAGAUCACCUCCAAGAUUGUUCCUCCAGAGAAGCGUGAGAAGAUCAAGAAGAGCUUCACCCCGAGCCACCCCAAGUCCCCAAGCGCCAAGGCCUCCACCUUCAAGAUUUCCCCAAUGACUUUCAACGUCAAGAAGGUCAGAGAUGGGGAUGCUCAGGAAAUGAAAUCCCCAGAGGAAAAAGCCCAUGUGGAAAUCCCUGCGCUGAGCGGUCUGGGCGGUAAGAUUCCCUCAGGCGAGGUUCACAUCCAGGAAGUGGCGAUGAAGGAGGUGGAGGAGACCCUGAGUCCGGCGGAGACCAUCCAGGCGGAGGUGUCCGUCAACGGGAAGUCCUCCAGCGUUGAGGCGGAGAUCAACGGCGAGGGUCUGGCCGGCCUGGCGGUUCCGGAGCACGACGAAGAUGUUGGUGAGGAGGACGAGGGGGAGGAAGAGGAGGAUGAAGAGAAGCAGAAAAGCCCCGUUGAGGUGGCGGCUGAAGUCCAGAUCACCACAGAAACGAUCGCCGUGGAGCAAGUGUCUUAAUGCCAACCGGCUGAAAGCAUCAAGUCCGAUUCUUCUUCUAUUCGUCUUUGAGUUCCUAGGAUUGCAGAAAACCCAAACGUCCCUCCUGGCUGCCGGGUGGCGAUGCACCGUAACUCACAUCACCAACAUCUCCAGGGCGCUGGAGCAACCGGCUUCCUGUUCCUCGCUGAAAAACGGCCUCUUUUGUUCCCUCUGAGUUUUCUGGAAAGUGAAAAAGAAAAACCAAACUUGCUGAGGCAGCGCAUUGCCAGGUUGCGCCGGAGCUGGAAUGAGUCGGGUUUUUUCCUUUUCUUCCUCUUUGUUGGCUUGUUGAGGUUGUUUACUGGAUUUCCAGAUCCGACCCAACCGGUGAAUCUGGUCGUCCACCGUCUGCUACAACCGAGCAAUUAUAAAUCUGUUUUCCUCUUACUUUCUGAUCUCAUAACUGAUUUAGAUCAUCAUGUUGUUGUGAUAGUAUCUAAAUACUAUCACAACAAAAACAACUGUAAAUUAUUCCUAUAUCGCAGGGUGUGGGGAAAUAAAAACUGUUAAAAAAACAUUAAAAAUCUAUAUAAAGGGAGAUAAUUGCUAACGUUUGGAGGCAUUAACCUGGUAUUUACUUUGACUGUACACUAAGGUCACAGCUCUAUUUGUUUUAGGAUUUUAGGGCAGAAAGUAACGAAAUUGUUUCUUUACACGUCUCAUAAACAGAAAAUAACUUCCUUUCACAAAAUUAUAGAAACUUUUAACUAAAUACCUUUUGAUAGUUUCAUAUUACUGGUGGCAAUAUGUCCACAAAAAUAUAGAUACAUUUAACAUUUCUUUAUAUAUAAACUGUAAAAAAAAUAGCAAAACUUAGUAUUAAUGUAAUGCAAAUUAAAACAACUAAAAUUAUACAAAAGCUUGGUGGCUUAAUUAAAGAACAACUAUUUUGAAAAAUACAAAUUUUGCAUGUUUUUAUUCUUCCAUUUGGGUCUAAAACGAUCCAACCGCUUACAGAAAACACCCAGAAAACACUCAGAACACUUAGAAAACACUCAGAACACCCAGAAAACAACCUACUGCCAGCUGUUUUCUGGCAGUAAGUUAAGGUUUUUUGAUGCCUGUAAAAAGAGUCUCUUCAUAAACCUCCCGAUUGUUACCUAGCAACCUAGGCUGAGUGCCAGCAUAUUUGGUCAGCUGAUUUUACCGCUGUAUGGGCUGUACAAUGGCUGCUGGAAGUAACAAGUGUUUGUUGUUGUCUCACCAAACAGAAAUCACUUGCUGAAUUCCUGUUGGUUGUGUGGGAGGCUCCACUUCUGCUUUUCAUAGAUGUACAGUAAAAUCCCAUUACCCAAGAAUGAUUUUGUGCAAAAACAGUAAUGAAAAACAGUAAUGAAUAUGUUUUAGCUCCAUCCUAGGAAUCAUAAUAGGUCACUUUUAUCAAAAUUUUUUUAAACCGCGCAAAUUUUUGACCCUGUUGUUUUUCCGUAUGUUCGCUACUUGCUGCUGUGGAUCACCUAAAAUCUGAACUUUUCUUUGCUGACUGUCGUCAUUUCCACCUUGGCCUUGCACUGCUUUGGUGUGGAUUUAUUUAAUACAGAUUUACAUCUAAAACAGGAUGAUCAUUGCUUCUGCUUGUUAAUUUUCCACGCCUCUUGCGAGUUCAGACCUCCUGCUGUGCUGCCUUCGACUUGCACAAGCUGGUCUGAGUAAUUGCAGACCCGCAGGGACGGAUUCCAGCGGCUGUGCUGAAUAAAACACACCAGGAAUGUGUUAUCAGUUUUACUCUAACCGAUUGCAUCUUGCAGAUCCAAGUUUUCCAAAUGCAUAAAAACCAAAGUUUACAUUGAAAUAAUUUAAAUUUCUGACAGUAAUUUACAGAGUUUGAACGGGUCGAAUGGGAGCAGAUAAAAGCGAAGGAAAACAUUCCCAGGUUUGACUGAUGGCUCCUGCUUGGCACAUUUUUCAUCCUCCUGGCCUCCCAGUCUGAAACUGGUGGAGGUUCAGGGAGAACCACAGGUGUGCUGGAAACUGGGAAAGUUCUCCAGGUGCUGGAAGGGACCGAGACGUCGCCCUGGGUGAUUUCAGCAGGAUUUUAAAAUGUUUUUCUGCGUUGAGGCUCGCGUUGAACCGUGGGAAUAAACCUGUUUUUUUUAUGGGAUUGACGAUCUGUUGCAGCUUGACUUGUAGGCACAUAAAUUCUGGAUGGAAUAAAUCCCCCAAAAAGCAAUAAAUUAAAAAAUUUAAAUAUUAAUAUAUCAUCUCCAUGUUAACUGUGCAAAACAUGCAUUUACUAACUUGUUAUUCCUUAUGGAAGAUUAACGCUCAUUUUAUUGUUUUGGCACAAUCAAUAAAUAUAUAUAUUUGUAUAAUAUGAAUAAAUAAAUGCCUCAUUUGUGUGAAAUUAUGGGGAAAUUUUAAAAGAUGGGAAAUUAUGUUGUUGAUUCACAUUGUUUUAGAGAUAUUCGCAUAUCUGAGUGAAAAAACGAAUCUUUAGUGAAUUGCAGAAGUAUUCAUGCUUGUUUACACCGGAUAAAAAUGAAACAGUUUUAUAUUACAUAUUCUAAUAUAUACUAACUGCUUUUAUUGUUGGAUAUUUUGCCCAGUUGCUUAUUAUUUUUUAAAUAGAUCAGUUUUUACUGAAACUGUUGUCCUUCAAAGCUCAUGCUGAUCAAUACUUUUUGCUCUUUUAUUCAUGAUGGGAUUAAAAAUAUCUGGGAAAUGAGAAACUUCAGAAACAAGCUUUGGGAUGUGUUAAAGGACAAAACGCUAAAUAAUUUGAUGCAUUUUCUUCUAAACGCCUCACUGUGUGUCUUUUUAAAACUUCAUGUGUUUCUUCAGAAAUUCUCCAGAUAUUUUGGGGUUUUUGCAAAUAUUCUGUUCGCUUGCAUAAAUAAAGCUUUUGUUUUGAAAUGA
This is a messenger RNA of Poeciliopsis prolifica (blackstripe livebearer), 4471 nucleotides long. RefSeq names its product caveolae associated protein 2a (gene cavin2a). The record is from RefSeq and is a predicted model, not a curated record. The coding region runs from base 188 to 1594 and encodes 468 amino acids. The transcript has 2 exons. Gene Ontology annotation, cellular component: caveola; cytoplasm. Lineage: Eukaryota; Metazoa; Chordata; Actinopteri; Cyprinodontiformes; Poeciliidae. Gene Ontology annotation, molecular function: protein kinase C binding.